This is a messenger RNA of Megalobrama amblycephala (Wuchang bream), 1382 nucleotides long. The record is from the annotation of a RefSeq genome assembly. Lineage: Eukaryota; Metazoa; Chordata; Actinopteri; Cypriniformes; Xenocyprididae.
AUGCUAAAAGUACUAAUCCCCACUGUUAUAUUAUUCCCAACAAUUUGAUUAACUUCCCCCAAAUGACUAUGAACAACCACAACCGCACAUAGUCUCUUAAUUGCCCUUAUUAGCCUCACAUGAUUAAAAUGAACAUCAGAAACCGGAUGAACUAUGUCCAACUCGUAUCUAGCCACAGACCCACUCUCAACCCCCCUUCUAGUACUAACAUGUUGACUUCUUCCAUUAAUAAUUCUAGCCAGUCAAAAUCAUAUCAACCCUGAACCUAUCAGCCGACAACGUCUAUACAUUACCCUCCUCACCUCACUACAAACUUUCCUAAUUAUAGCAUUCGGUGCCACCGAAAUCAUCAUAUUUUAUAUUAUAUUCGAGGCUACACUCAUCCCAACUCUUAUUAUUAUCACUCGAUGGGGAAACCAAACUGAACGCCUCAAUGCAGGAACUUAUUUCCUAUUCUACACCCUAGCAGGGUCCCUCCCACUACUAGUCGCCCUUCUCCUACUUCAACAAUCCACCGGGACCCUGUCCAUGUUAGUAAUCCAAUACUCUCAACCCAUACUCCUAAACUCCUGAGGCCACAAAAUCUGGUGAGCCGGCUGCUUAAUCGCAUUCCUAGUAAAAAUACCACUAUACGGGGUACACCUGUGACUACCAAAAGCACAUGUUGAAGCCCCAGUCGCAGGGUCCAUAGUACUAGCGGCAGUACUACUAAAACUAGGAGGAUACGGAAUAAUACGAAUAAUAAUCAUGCUAGACCCACUAUCCAAGGAACUAGUAUACCCAUUUAUCAUUCUAGCAUUAUGAGGCAUCAUCAUGACUGGAUCAAUUUGUCUUCGACAGACAGACCUCAAGUCCCUAAUUGCCUACUCAUCCGUUAGCCACAUAGGACUUGUAGCAGGUGGAAUUCUAAUCCAAACUCCAUGAGGAUUCUCAGGGGCUAUUAUUUUAAUAAUCGCCCAUGGACUAGUGUCUUCAAUACUAUUCUGCUUAGCCAACACAGCCUAUGAACGAACACAUAGCCGAACCAUAAUUCUUGCCCGAGGAUUACAAAUAAUCUUUCCAUUAACAGCGGUAUGAUGAUUUAUCGCCAACCUAGCCAACCUAGCACUACCCCCGCUACCUAACCUAAUAGGAGAACUAAUAAUUAUUACAACCCUAUUUAACUGAUCACCAUGAACUAUUGCACUCACAGGAGCAGGAACAUUAAUCACAGCAGGCUACUCCCUAUAUAUAUUCCUAAUAUCUCAACGAGGUCCAACACCAAGCCACAUCACCAAACUCCCGCCAUUUCACACCCGAGAACACCUAUUAAUAGCUCUUCACCUAAUUCCAGUAAUCCUCCUUGUCACAAAACCAGAACUUAUAUGAGGCUGAUGCUACUA